AUGUCUUCUGAUGAGGAAGAUGAUGAAAAGUUACCUGGAGAAGGUGGAGAGGGUAAGGAAGUUUACCCUUACGGAGAGUACGAGGGUGCCAGAGAUGAAAAUUUGGACAGACACGGUUUUGGCAGCGCUCUUUUACCCAACGGUGACAUCUACGAAGGAAAUUACUACCACGGCAAACGUCACGGCAAUGGCACGUACUGCUUCAAGAAUGGAGCCAGGUACAAAGGGAACUGGAGGAAAGGUCUGAAACACGGGAAAGGCGAGUUCCUCUACCCAGACGGUACCAGAUACGUAGGAGAUUGGAAGAAAGACUUCAAGCACGGCCAAGGCAUCUACUACUACGUUAACGGGGACACCUACGAAGGCUGCUGGUACAAGGGAUGGCGUCACGGCCUGGGCACUUAUACCUUCAAGAAAGUCAACGUCACACACUUCGGUACCUGGAAGGAAGGAAGAAUGGACGGUCCAGGCAUUUACAACUAUCCCCAGUACCGCUACCACGGCAACUUCGAGAGGAACCUACCGAAAGGACCGGGUUGCUUCACCUUCAACGCCAAAUACAUGCAGCACGGAUUCUACAUCAACAUGCGCGAUCCGGCCUUCGACUACGUUGGCGUGGAGGACCUCGGGUUGGAUGAGGGAGAUCAUCCUACAGAGGUAGAGGAUAGGGGCAAUCCUAGAGGCAUAGUGCCCAUUUGGAGGGCUAGGGCGAUCACCGAGUACAAAGCUGAGUUGCUUCCUAGGGAACCAGUACCGGUGCCAGUUCAUGAGUCUGAGGAAUCGCUGCUGGACAUCAUUGAUUACCUCCAGAGGCAGUACGACAAGGCUGGAGGGGCGGACGAGGAAGAAAACAGAACAGUACCGUCGCCUGUGCCACUUGACUUGCAGCUUGACAUUCCUGACAUAGAUUUUGAUAAUUUGUGA
Molecule: messenger RNA, 924 nt
Organism: Anoplophora glabripennis (Asian longhorned beetle)
Lineage: Eukaryota; Metazoa; Arthropoda; Insecta; Coleoptera; Cerambycidae
Product: radial spoke head 1 homolog
Exons: 3
Coding region: 1-924 (307 amino acids)
Biological process (GO): spermatid development; axoneme assembly
Cellular component (GO): nucleus; motile cilium
Source: RefSeq, a predicted model, not a curated record